UCCCAAGAAGAACUGCAAGAGUAUUGCAAAUGUUCUGGGAUCACAUAUGUGACUCUUGUCUCUGAGAAAGAAGGAAAUCAUGUAAAGGUGAAAUCCUUCGAGAAGGAAAGGCACACGGAGAAAAGGAUUUUAGAGACUGAGCUAGUAGAUCACCUGGCCCAGAAACUGAAGACUAAAGUCUGCGAUGAAAGAAGUAACAGAGAAACUUCAGAUACUCUCUCAGUACAGAAUCUAAAAGGAUCAUUUGCUAAUACUUCAGGUUUAUUUGAACCACAUGGAACUUCUGUAGUGCCAAAUGUGAGUGUUAUAGCUCCUGAAAAAUUGCCUGCCAGUGUCAGACGGCGUUAUGAAACUCAGGUACAAACAAGACUCCAGACCUUCAUUACUAAUCUGCAGCAGAAAACAAGUGAGAUUGAAAUUUUAGCCGUAGAUCUGUCAAAAGAAACUCUAAUACACUUCUUGUCACUAGAGUAUGAUGGAGAUGAACAAGCCUUUUACACGACUGUAAAACAACUGAUGUCACGAUUACCAAAGCAGAGAUACCUACAAGCCGUUUGUGAUGAAAUUUACAAUAUCAAAAUAGAAAAGAGAAUUCCUGUGCUUAUCCUGUACUCUUAUCGAGAUGACUGCUACAAAAUUCUGUUUUAGUUCUAAAUUCUGUUGGUGGGAUGCUUAAAUAGCAUGUGACGCUACCAAAAGAUACAUAAUCUGGAACCAUUAAUUAAAUAAUGUGAAAUAAUUGUUGUACAUUCAUUAUGACUUUUGAUAUAGGAAUAUAUAUACACUUCAUGAAAUUUCAGUAAACUGUGAUAUAAAGAGACUUGGGCAAUUACUGCCUUUAUUUUUUUAGUGUGUAGUAGCCAGCUUCAUACUUUGCAUUUUUAUAUGUAAAAUGUAUUAAAAGUGUCAUUAAAAAGUUCAAAAUAAA
Molecule: messenger RNA, 928 nt
Organism: Mauremys mutica (yellowpond turtle)
Lineage: Eukaryota; Metazoa; Chordata; Testudines; Geoemydidae
Product: eIF-2-alpha kinase GCN2-like
Exons: 8
Source: RefSeq, a predicted model, not a curated record